CGCAGCGUCCGUCGGUUGCACGAAAAUUGCAGUCUCCGAGUGUCGAAAUUAUUGGUGUCACUGAAAAUAUAACAGUUAUGUUUUACUUCGUUUUCUUGUAUUUCUGUUAUUUUUCCAUCUAUUAAUUGUGUACUGAAUAUUUUUAUUGUAAAUUAAAUGUGAUAGGUUACCUUAAAAUUAGUGAGCUUAUCGCUAGCUGUCAAUAAUCACAUUAAAUGAUAUAAUAAGUAUGCAUCAAGGACUUUUAGACGAAAGGAUGUUGUAACUUGUCAAAUCUAAACAUGGUGAAUAUUUUUUCAAUAUCAAUCGAUUUGACAGAACUGGGGCAAGCAAUUUUACAUUAUAAUAAUGGACGUUGUUUAUUAUAAAAUGCAAACAGUCACAGUUCUUGUGUUACUACUCAUCUAUCGACCGAAGUCUAUACAAUCGUUUAGUUACAAUGAGUGUAGUAUGCCAUUAGGAAUGGAAUCUGGUAGAAUUUUGGACACCGACAUAACAUCCAGUUCCUCAUACGAUCAUGGAACUGUUGGACCACACAGAGGACGGCUAAAACUAGAGAGUAAUGGUGGUGCAUGGUGUCCUAAAGGUGUCAUUUCGAACGAUGGUCGACAAUACAUUGAGAUAAAUUUACAAGACGUUUAUGCUGUGACAGCAAUUAAAAGUCAAGGACGAUAUGGAAAUGGAUCUGGAAAAGAAUUUGCUGAAGAAAUUAUGAUAGAUUAUUGGAGACCUGGCUUUAGUAAAUGGGUUCGUUGGAAAAGCAGAGACGGAAAACAGAUAUUGCAAGCUAACAGUGAUACUAAUACUAUAGUUGAACGUCAGAUAAUUCCUGCAAUUAUUGCAUCGAAAAUUCGUUUAGUGCCUUAUAGUGAUCAUCCUCGUAUGAUGUGUCUUCGAGCCGAAAUUAUCGGUUGUUAUCAUUAUGAGGGCAUAAUCAAUUAUUCGGUAAUACAGGGUGACAUUAAAGAUUUCGGAUAUGACGGCCGUGAAGAGAAUGGAGUUUUGAUCGGAGGUAUCGGUCAGCUAUGUGAUGGCCGACACGGUGUUGACCAGCCGUUUGUUAAAAAGUUUAACGAAUGGGUUGGAUGGAAAAAUGACACGAGAGGAUACGGAUCUUCGGUAGAGAUGACUUUCGAAUUCAAUUCGGUAAGAAAUUUCACCGCCUUGUACAUGUACUCCAAUAAUGAUUUCAGACAAGGCGUUCAAGUAUUUUCGCAUGCCAAAGCGUAUUUCAGUGUGGGCGGUGAACACUUUUUCCCUGAACCGGUGUCCUAUACUUACCCCGCGGAUACUAUUAUGUCGGAAGCAAGAAACGUGACGAUAAAACUCCACCACAGGACCGGCAAGUACCUCAAACUUCAGCUAUUUUUCGCCAACAAAUGGAUGCUGAUCAGUGAGAUAUCAUUUGAAUCGGUGAAGUUACCCGGUGUAUGGCCAGCCGAAGAAGCGGAGGAACCGCUUAUUUUCUUCCCCAACGACAAUAGCGUUAAGUCGAACGGAGGUAUCGAAAUACAAAGAGAUGAAGUGAAGUCGUCAGACCACAAAGAAGAUGGAAACUCACCUGUCAGUGGAGGACCGCAGCAAACGAAUAACCAUAACAGUUUAGGUGUUGGAAACAUCGACGGUAGUUUGAGUGGAAUGAGCGGUGGUGUGAUUAACAGCAGUGGAGGGGUCAGAAGACGUGUGAUCGGACUGCUGGUCGGUGCCCUGACCGCUGCCACCAUGUUAGCUGGUACUGCAGCGGCCUUUGUGAUGGUUCGUAGGCGGCGCCUGUUAUUGGGCUCCGUAGCGGGACGUCGUAGCUCUUCGUUCCAUGACUGUACAGCUGACAAACCACAUUUGCCACCACCAAUACACCUGACGGAACUCCCUGUGCGAGUGAACGCCAAUGGACAUAUCUAUGGACAGGUGAACUUGGAUGAUGAUUCCGACAAAAGUACUAAUAACUAUCACAGACCAUACAAUGGCAUCAUUCGACAACCUUCAGUGGUUCUUAGUCCUGAUUAUACAGAUGUACGGGAUAUUGUGGAACAAGAAGAAUACGCAAUUCCUCAUGUUCAUCAAACAUCGUCAAAAACUUUAAGACAACAUCGCAGUCAGACUUCCAUUCACGAAAUGGCGCCUCGUCAUACUUUAGAAAAGUAUUACGCUGCAUCAGACAUAUGCCAGAUAAAUGUUCCUCCACCUCCACGAUCGCCUCCUCCAACGUCUUCCAGGUCAAGCAGCAGCAGAGGAGGCGGAGCUAGUAACGCAUCGACUUGUCCUUUAACAAGAUCUGACGAUACUUUGUGCCAAUUACCCCCAGAAUUCCCAAGAGAGCAACUGAAUGUUGUCCAGACAUUGACAAAAACUCAUUUUGGAGAAAUUCAUCUCUGUGAAGUAAAAUCUUUCCCCGACGACAUACUUCAAACGACGUCGGUGAAAUGUAAGCUCGUUACUGUAAAAUCCUUAAGAAAAGGAAUAUCAGAGACUAUCAAACAUGAUUUUUAUGACGAAGUGGAAUCUUUAUGGAAAAUACGAGACCCUAACAUUACGAGAGUGUUAGGAUGUUGUUUAUCAGAAGAGCCAUUUUGCAUAAUUACUGAAUUUAUGCCACACGGUGAUCUUAAUCAGUUCCUUCAAGAACAUGUCGCUCUGACUGCUGCACCAUUAUCUCCUUAUGCAAAGACAUUAAGUUAUGGAUGCUUGAUGCAUAUGGCUACGCAAAUAGCAUCUGGUAUGAAGUUCUUAGAAGCUAUCAAUUUCGUUCAUCGAGAUUUGUCAGCCAGAAACUGUUUGGUUGGACCAAAUUAUACUAUCAAAGUGUCUAACAUGAGUCUAAGCAAAACUAUUUAUUCUGCUGAUUAUUUUGAAUUCGAAGGUAGACCAUACUUGCCAAUCCGAUGGAUGUCUUGGGAGAGUAUAUUAUUGAAUAAAUACACACCUAGAAGUGACGUUUGGUCAUACGCUGUAACAUUGUGGGAAAUAUUGACUUUUGCUAGAGAACAGCCAUAUGAGGAUUUAAGUGAUCAACAUGUUAUCAAUAACGUGACAAGGUUAUAUCAAAAUGACGGAAACUUCAUCUUCUUACCUCAGCCAAUUAACUGUCCUAAAGAAAUGUAUGAUUUAAUGUGCGAAUGUUGGCAGAGAGAUGAUAAAAGUAGACCUAAUUUCCGAGAAAUUCAUUUGUUCCUGCAGCGAAAAAAUUUAGGCUACAAACCUGAAUGUGACUCUUAAUAACUUUACUUCAUAUAAACUGCCAUAAUUAUAAUUAAUUUACUUAUAAAACUCUGCGUCGUAUUCUUCGAUAAAUAUAUUUUUACACAAAAAAUUUAUAUUAUUUGUAUAAAAUACAUAUUAUUAUUUUAAUAUAUUGUUACUCUUCGUGUUGUAAAUAUCUUAUAUUAAAACUGUUUGAUUAUUUUUUAUUUAUUUAAUUUUAUUGUCAUUUUAAAAUAUUGCUUUAAGCAUAUUGCUA
Molecule: messenger RNA, 3457 nt
Organism: Daktulosphaira vitifoliae (grape phylloxera)
Lineage: Eukaryota; Metazoa; Arthropoda; Insecta; Hemiptera; Phylloxeridae
Product: discoidin domain-containing receptor 2-like
Exons: 19
Coding region: 349-3216 (955 amino acids)
Biological process (GO): positive regulation of kinase activity; multicellular organism development; protein phosphorylation
Cellular component (GO): signaling receptor complex
Molecular function (GO): protein tyrosine kinase collagen receptor activity; collagen binding; ATP binding
Source: RefSeq, a predicted model, not a curated record